Molecule: messenger RNA, 2009 nt
Organism: Ciona intestinalis (vase tunicate)
Lineage: Eukaryota; Metazoa; Chordata; Ascidiacea; Phlebobranchia; Cionidae
Product: DNA-directed primase/polymerase protein-like
Biological process (GO): error-prone translesion synthesis; response to UV; mitochondrial DNA replication
Cellular component (GO): nucleus; mitochondrial matrix
Molecular function (GO): chromatin binding; DNA-directed DNA polymerase activity
Source: RefSeq, a predicted model, not a curated record
GCGUGUGUAAGUUUGAUUAGAAGUUCGUGUAUUUGCUAUUUUGUUUAAUUCAGAAAAAAAGGUCUUCGUGGUAAAAUUGUUAGAAGAAUUUACCCGAAAAUGGCAGAAAAGUUGCAAAAUUGUGGCGAAAACAGCAACAUAGACACAACAACUGUAAAAACAAAGAGAAAAUAUUGUUUCACUAAAAUAGAGACUCAGUGCAAAAAGUUUCAAUCUACCCCUAUGGUAUCUAUGUACAAACCAAGAUUAUGCGAAUUUGAGUUACCGGCGCCAACGUGGAAGUUGUUUACGAAGCAAAAUGGUGCAAUUGAAUAUGCUAAGUGUGCAAACGAAAGGUUGUUCGUAUUUGGGAACGAAUUUGGUGACGGUGGUAUUAGAAAUUUUGUGGCGGCUACAAUUGAAGAGUUCUGGUUUUACUAUUCACAGAAAAGUUUCGGCGAAAGGCAUUUUUACGAAGUUAUUCAAGAAAAUGCUCAUUGUCAUCUUUAUUUUGAUAUUGAGUUUAAUAAGACGAUGAAUCCGGAGAAAAAUGGGGGAAAUAUGAUUUCUAUUUGGAUUGCGUAUGUGUGCUCUUGUUUGUUGCGGAGUUUUUGUUUAAAAUUGACGAGAAAAUGUUUUGUGGAACUUGAAUCGAGCUCUGACGUUAAAUACAGCCAACAUGUUGUUGUGCAUAUGCCCCAGGGGUGCGUGUUUAAGGAUAACAUACAUGCUGGGAGGUUCGUGAAAAAGAUUUGCAGGGAUUUGAAGGAAUAUUUAAGUUUGGAGCCAAAAACUGCGCCAUCGGAUAUACUUUGGAUUGAAGAAUUGGAAUUUCGGGAUAAGUUACAAGAUUUGGUCGUGAAGACAACCAACGGGAAUGGCAUUUUCAUAGAUGAGGGAGUGUACACAAGGAAUCGGAAUUUCCGACUUUUUAUGUCAAGAAAACGAAACAAAAACUUUGAAUUAAAGAUUUCUGACAAAUGUGAAUUUGAUUUUAAUCAAAAGUUUCCAAAUUUAUCAAUUUUUAAACCAAUACAACAAAAGCUGGGUGAAAACGAGAAUUCUUUUAAACUAAAACAAAUAUUUUUUGUUUCUAUUGUCACGAACGUGUGUGAGGAUAAGGUUGUUAGGUUUUUGGAAGUCCCGACGGAAAAAGAUGAAAAACAAGCAAAUAAUUUGAGCAGAAACGACGCCAUAGUUGCCCCAGUUACAACUUAUGGUUUGGAAUCGUCAGAGUUUGGAAUCCCAACCAAAGAAAUAUCGGAAUUUAUCACAAACUAUAUAAAAAGAUUCAAUGAAAAAGCUCGGAUUCGUAAAUUGACAUAUUUUCCCACUACGCGUGUCAUUAAUUAUGACAUCACAGGGACCAGAUUUUGCCAUAAUAUCGGUCGUGAACAUAGAAAUAACAAUAUUAUGUAUGUGGUUGAUGUGACAGGUAGGAGUUGUCACCAGAAAUGUUACGACUCCGAUUGUCGCGCGAUCGGCUACAAAUCACCCUCGUUCUCAUUGCCACAGGAGAUUGAUGACAUCAUCACUUGUUACGAAGCAAUCAGCCAAUCAGAAGGUGGCGAAAAAUUUAAAAUUUCAGACAAAUUUGAAAAAUCUUUUGACGAUUACGAAAUGUCUGAUAGUGACAUCAUAAAGGCUGUUGUUGAAUUUGAAACAAACAAUACCUUAUGACAUCACAAUAAACAUUUGUUUGGAAAAAGUUUUAACCUUUUUUUAUUUGUUUUACGUUUUGCACUUAUUUUUAUCAAUUUGUAUUUUACUGUUUUAUGUAUUUUUAUGCUUGUAAUUUUCCACUCUAUUCUUGUAUUCUAUAUGGGAGAGGGCCAACCCACGUCUUCUAUUUGGGAGGGGGCCAGCUCACGCCGUAUAUGAAGUUUAGGCCAGAGUUGGCUAAUUAUAAUUAUUACCCUUUUCUUAUUCCUACAAGCUUUGUUGAGGUAAUAUGCCAACUACAGUCUAAAUCUCAUUCUCCCCAGUGUGUCUGACCCAUUAGUUCCAUUAUCCUGUUCCUAUCCCCCCAG